Molecule: messenger RNA, 10879 nt
Organism: Zootoca vivipara (common lizard)
Lineage: Eukaryota; Metazoa; Chordata; Lepidosauria; Squamata; Lacertidae
Source: RefSeq, a predicted model, not a curated record
AGCAGUGUUACUUGUUAAAGUGAUUAUUUAGAUGUUAGGGUUUUUUAAAAACUCCUUAAUAAGACAAAGGAGGGAACCUAGGAAAUUCUAUUGCCCCCAAUGUUGACACUUCUAUCCGUUCUAUUCCCUGCCCCCCUCCCUCACUGGGUACUUAUUCAUGAGAAGCUUGAGCAUCUCUAGUAUGAGAAAACCCAUCUCAGAAUGACUUUAAAGACCUUGAUUGCCUGGUCUGCAGUCAAAUGUUUCCCUGCUUCAUUGCACCUGUUCUUCUUGCCAGGUACAUGUGACAGUGCUGCAGCUAUGAGUGGAAUUUUAAAGAGGAAGUUUGAAGAAGUUGAUGGCUCUUCGCCCUGCUCUUCGGUGCGGGAAUCGGAUGACGACGUUUCUAGCAGUGAAAGUGCUGACAGUGGUGAUAGUGUCAACCCAUCCACUUCAAAUCAUUUCACCCCAUCAUCAAUUCUGAAAAGAGAGAAGCGGAAGAGGACGAAGAAUGUUCAUUUUAACUGCGUUACCGUGUACUACUUCACAAGGAGGCAAGGGUUCACGAGCGUCCCCAGCCAAGGAGGAAGCACCCUGGGCAUGUCCACACGUCACAACAGUGUGCGCCAGUACACACUGGGGGAAUUUGCGAUGGAGCAGGAGAGGCUUCACCAAGAGAUGUUGAGAGUGCAUCUCAGGGAGGAGAAACUGAAUUCUUUAAAGCUCAAGAUGACCAAGAACGGGACCGUGGAGUCCGAGGAAGCAAACACUUUGACACUGGACGACAUUUCCGACGACGAUAUAGAUCUAGAUAACACAGAAGUAGACGAGUACUUCUUUCUACAGCCUCUGCCAACAAAAAAGCGAAGGGCACUCCUGAGAGCCUCUGGGGUCAAGAAGAUUGACGUAGAAGAAAAACACGAGCUGCGAGCCAUUCGCCUGUCAAGGGAGGACUGCGGCUGCGACUGCCGAGUCUUUUGUGACCCAGAAACAUGUACCUGCAGCCUUGCAGGCAUAAAAUGCCAGGUGGAUCGUAUGUCUUUCCCAUGUGGUUGCACUAAAGAAGGAUGUAGCAAUACGGCAGGUAGAAUUGAAUUUAACCCCAUCCGCGUUCGGACUCACUUUUUGCACACUAUAAUGAAACUUGAAUUGGAGAAGAGCAGAGAGCAGCAAGUCUCUGCGCUGAACGGUUGCCACGGCGAGAUAAGUGCUCACAGUAGCUCUAUGGGCCCCGCAGCCCACCCGUUAGAAUAUUCCGUUCCGGGUAACUUUGAGAUCGAAGCAGAAUCUCGGGCCGGCGUGAUGCACUUGCAGUCGGCCGAUGACUUGGACUGCCCAGGGGAGGAGGAGGAGGAAGAAGAGGAGGAGGAAGAUGCUAGCAGCUUCUGUAGCGGGGUUACAGAUUCCAGCACCCAGAGUUUAGCACCCAGUGAAACAGAUGAAGAUGAGGAAGAGGACGACGACGAGGAUGACGAGGAGGAAAAGGUGGGUGACUUUGUGGAAGGCUUGGGUGCGCAUGGUGACAUGGUGCAAGCUCUUCCUUCGGUCCUCUGCUACUCCGACAGCACUGCCAUGCACGAGAGGCACGCCAAGGCUUCCUCCUACUACGACAACUCCUCAGCGCUUUAUUACCAAAUAGAGAACCACAGCCCUGGCGCUCCUGGCCAGAUGCGUGAGGCGUACCCUGAAAGGGAUACAGUCAAGAAUGGUAAUCUUUCUCUGGUGCCUUAUAAUCCAGCUUCAGAACAGUUUGUGGACUACACACGGCAAUCGGAGGAAAGUUAUAGCGGCUCGCUUUAUCCUCCUUCAAACCCGUCGGUCAUAGUUUGCUGCUCGUCUUCAGAGAGCGACGGCGCUGUUCCGUGUAGUAGCCUAUACGCUGAGCAUAGGCCAAGACACUCCCAAGUGGACUUUCCCUCAUACUUGAAAACUCCUUCUCAAGAUGGAUUUGUUUCUGCUUUGAAUGGCGGCACUCACCUCCCAGAGCAUCCCGCUGAGAAUUCGCUCAGCCUCUCGGAAAAGAGCAGACUGCAUGAAGAGUGUAUCAAAUCGCCUGUCAUGGAAACGGUACCUGUUUAAAUUAUUUUAGGACGGAAUCCCUAUAUUUAACUGCACUCUGUUUUAAUUCCCUGGAACCAAUCUCUCCCCACCCUCUCUUGGCAAUAGAGGUAAGGGGACAAGACUGUGGUUAGUGUUUUGAAUAUUUCUUCUGGUUUAGGCCAUUGCACAAAAGCAGUUCAUGUAAAAAGUUAAAAUUUAAAAGCGGGGGGUGGGGGUUCAAAUGGUCUUUUGAUAGAAAAUACCUAGAUUAAAUAAUAAUAAUAAUGAUGAUGAAUAGUCGCCUACCUGUUAAACGACAUGAAGCUGGCCUAUCGAGACUCAAAGCUUCCCUUUGUAUUAUCAGACCGGUACAAGAUAAUGGAAAUUUUACUUUGGAAACUUCAUGUUUAGAGUACAAAAUUGUCACACAUAUUUGAAGAGAUGGUGACUUUUUAAAUGUAGAUGUGAUUACUGUACAAAAAACGCGCCCCUGAAUUGUUUGGUAAUGUAUAUUUUAUUUAUUGUAGCUUAGUACUCAUGUCUUGAUAAAAAAAUGAAGAGCAUGUUCUUUGGAGCUGAACAUUUGAGCAGCUCACAGCACAGCCACUUCAAAUUUCAUAAGGAAAAUUAUAUAAAUGUUUAGUGACCACGUCUGAAGCUGACAUUGAAUUACAGGGUAUGUUCUUUGAAGUGCCCCUAGCCUCCAGUCAUACUUGUAAGCUAGGGGGCAGUCCAGGAAGUACCACUGCUAGGCAUGAUUCGUUUGUUUCAGCAACACGGGUGGGGUGUUCCCACUCCAUCUCUAUAAAAUGAAUGAAGGGCGUGCACAAGCUCCGCCUUCUGAACUGCACUCACAGGCAUCUAUAAUUGCUAGGAAGGUGAAAUAUAGGACAAUCCUCUGCUUUUUGGUUUUAACUGGCACCAAUAUCCCUUGAAAAUAAAGGAAGCUGGGCACAAGUCAUCAAAAGUUAGUGGUGACUGGUUCAUGCGUUUAUUUUCUUUUGGGCAUUUCAUUUGUUGCUCAGUUUUCUACCCAAAAGCUAUGUAAGGAAAUGAACACUAUUAAAUACGUGCAGAAUGUAGUUGUUCUUCACAUCUUCCUGCGCUCCACUUCCCAGAUGCACAGGUGUGUUUUUUGCCAUUGGGUGUACGAUGUAACACAGGCACCCCCAAACUUCGGCCCUCCAAAUGUUUUGGACUACAAUUCCCAUCAUCCCUAACCACUGGUCCUGUUAGCUAGGGAUCAUGGGAGUUGUAGGCCAAAACAUCUGGAGGGCUGCAGUUUGGGGAUGCCUGAUGUAACAUAUAUUAUCAUAGUAGUACUACCACUGCUUCUUUAGUAGUAUGUGGGGGACGGGACCUCCAGUAACACCCCCCCCCCAAAAAAACUUUAAUUUCUUACAUUUUUUAGGAUUACAGGUUGGAGCACAUAGUUCUCCCCUUACCCAUUUUAUUCUCUCAGCAAUCCUGGAAGGUAUUUUAACGAUAGACACCUAGUCGAUUUUGUAGCUGAGUUGGGAGUUGCCCACACUAACCACUACACAACACCACCCUUGCUCUCCAUUAGCUCCAUGCACACAGAGUCCCCAUUACCUACAGCGGCCACAUGAACAUGUCAGAUUGUCACUAUUUUGGGGUGGGAUUCAAUCACACACCAGGAAAUGAAGGGUGUACAGUCGUAAUUGUUGACAGGUUUCAUGUAACAACCCACCCUCCAAACACCAGCCCUUUUUGCAGGGAGGAAAGUGUGGGAUAACACUGUUCUCUAACCUCUGCACAAGCAUAUCAGAAUGAAUGUUUAUUUUAAGAGCCAAUGCUUUCUAAUCUCCCCGCAAACAAAUCAGGAUGAAUGCUCAAAUUAACAGGCCACCUGGAUUGCUAUGGUUAAUAGAAAACUAGCCUGGUGAACCAGCGAAAUCAACGGGACCUCAUCUAGUCAAAACCUCAUUUCAAUUCUUUCAGUAGAACUUAGUUGCAACUACCUUUCGGUGCAUUGUGUGCCUCAUGUUCACUUUCAGGAUGUAAACUCUGGCUUUUCGUUGCCCUGCAAAUAUACAGCUAACUAAUGCACUUUAGGGCCUCCCCUUACUUGUGGGGGCUAUGAAAAGUCUUCAAGGUGUGCUAGAUGGUGGGUUUUUUAAUUUUUUAUUUUAUUUUACUUUUAAAUCAUAUAGGCAAAAAUUAGGGGGGGGGUGAUCCAUGUUUUCUCUAGCCAAUUUCUGAAGAUAUGAAUAAGUCACUGGCAAGAGGAGUCUUUGUGUUGAGAAAGCAACUGCAUUGUAAAUAGAAGACAGACAGGGUUCUAGGGGCAUUGAGCCAUUCACUCCAGUGUGACUUAAGAUUUCACCUAUGGUACUGUAGCAAUAUUUUAAAGGCCUGUUCCAAAAGGAGGUUGAAAUCAACAGGAAUGCAGUGGUACCUCGACAACCGAAUUUUUCGACUUACGAGUGGGGCAAAUGGCCGCACACUUACGAAUUUUUCGACAUCCGAACGGAAAUUGUGGCGGUUUUAGAUAGGGUUUUUUCGACUUACGAAUUUUCAGAUGGGGUUGCUUCGACUUACGAAUUUUUCCGUUUCCAAUGCAUUCCUAUGGGAAAUCGCGUUUCCAAUGGCGCUUUUCGACUUACGGAUUUUUCGACCUACGAAGGUGCCUUCGGAACGGACUAAAUUCGUAAGUCGAGGCACCACUGUAUGUCCACAGUUGCUGGUGUUCAGUUAAAGGACUCAAGCCUUUGCACUCCUCUUUGUUUUCUGCUAUUUAUGCUCCAGCCAGGGCUACUGUGGACUUUGCCUUCUCCAUUUACUUCUGUGGAGGAAGUGGGUGGGUGUAUGCAAAGAAAUGGGAGUCUGGAGACGUUAACUCCACUCAAUUGAACUGGGGGUCUUUGCAGGCAGCAGAGCACUGUGCGCACAUCACAGAAAUCCCUAAUCAGGUGGCUGCUAAUAGAAAAGAUUAUUUUUAAAGAUUUCUUAUUCAAUAGUGAGAACAAUGCCUGUAACCUGGGGCUACAAAACUCCAACACCUGCCUUUCCCACUUAACAGCCAAGUCUAGAGUUUCACCAUAUCCACAGAUAAUAUAAAACUCUACUUUUUGGAAAGGGGCAAAUUAAUAAGGCCAUCUACCCAUAAUCCUUUCUUUCAAACACCAUCUACGGGGGCAAUUUUAAAUGUAAAGCCUUGAGCACCGCCUAUUUAAAAAAUACAUCACUUCCUGUUCUGUUUGGAUAAUUAUUUUUAAAAGGGUCUUGAGGAAGCACCUUUGUGCACUGGGUGAGCACAAACCCUUACUGGACAAACACUGUGAUAAAAAAAUAAGCUGGACUUACUACUACAGUAUUUUAAGUUUAAGUAACAUUUAAAAUUGAUAUCCAUAUCCAAUUUCGAUCAAGAUUAUACCUAUCAUGUAGAAAUACCCUGUCCAACCAUGCACACAUUUUGCUCCCUGCUGUAGAAUUAAGGGUACUGUCUUAAAUCAGCCUUUCUUAAUUGGCUGUAAAUGUUUGCCUUUAAGCACUUGCUCCUGGGGCGGGUGACAUGGCCCUACUGUCAAUCAGCUCAUGCUCCAAGGGGGCAAACACUAUAGUUGUACGAAGCAUCAAGCUUCUUUAAUAGUUUUAUUCACUAUUUUACCAACCUGCAUAAUUCCACCAGACGGAACGUCUGCCACACAGCAAGGCCCACAUUCUACAGUGCUACAGAUUUGUUCGAGUCUCCACCCACCCCCCAAAAUCCAAUUUCUUUUUGCCAUAUGGAGCACAAUACAUGGGAGAUGGUGGAAUGAACUCCCGUGGCUCACACAAGUGCUGUACUUCCUGUAUUGUUAGCCCUUGGUUUGGUAUCUGUGAGCCUUACGUGCCAAAUGGCUUGUUGUGACUAAAUGACAAAUAACAGUGAAUGUGUUUUGUACAAAUUUUGCAUGUUCUGCUUUAGUUUUUUGUGAUGGCUCUCUAGGCCAUACAGAUAAUGAAGAUGAUCUUGCUGAGUUUACAUACAUUGAUGCCCAUUAGUUUUAGGUACCAGUCAGCAAGUUGGAACGCAGCAUUCCCAUUGGAAACAGACAUUGUCGUACCUAUUUCUGUCUAAUAACAAAUCACCCCGCACAUUAAUUUUAGCAGGCCAGAAGGAAAACAACUGGGAGCACUUUCCUGGCCAAUUAAGUCUCACUUGCAUGUUGUGUUAUUGAUCUUUAAAGAUGGGCAGAGCAGAUUGAUUUGGCUCUAGGAUUUUAUUUUACAGCCAGGAGUGUUCUUUUCUAAAGUCUUCCAGUCUGCCUGCCGUUCUCAGUUACCGUUAUCCAGUGCGUCCCAAAGUCACCAAAAGGUGUGUUUGUUUGUUUUUACCCCAGAUACCAGAUAGAGCACAUGGAGAAAUAGCCUGUAGUGAAAUGAUUGCAAGGAUAUAAUCAUGUCAUAGAAUACAAGGCUUUUCUACAUCAAGCCCCAUGCACAGAUUGAUGAAACAUGAGAUGGAACCGCCAUGCUGGAUCCAAUUUUUCUUCACAUAGCAUCCUUCUGGGAAUGGGGCCCAGUAUGAAAGGGACAGGAGGAUCUUACUGGAUCAAGAUGACUCAGUUUACAUUACAGGUGAAACUUGGAAAAUUAGAAUAUCGUUUAAAAGUGCAUUUAUUUCAGUAAUGCAACUUAUUAUUUUUUAUUUUAUUUUAAUUUUUACAAAUUGCUUUGUUUUGGAAAUUCCACAGUAAUAAAACAAAUAGUUACAAUAAUACAAAAAUUAAAAAAUAAAUAAACAUCACUAUUACAUUUCAUUACUUACAUUCCAUUUAUAAUUGACCCGCCUAACGACAAAUAAUUACAAUUACAACAAAUAAAGGCUUGACAUACCUUGCUUUGCAUGUCAUGCAUCUAUCUCAUAUAUUGAUUUCACCUUUUAAGUUGCGUUACUGAAAUAAAUGCACUUUUCAACGAUAUUCUAAUUUUCCGAGUUUCACCUGUAUAAGGGAAUGCUCUAAAAUUUUCAGAAAUUCCCAGUCUUGCUAGAUAACUUUAUUUUUGUCCUCAAUUAAUUAUUUCCCUUUCCCCGCCACAUUAAUUUCCACUGGAAAAUAGAACCAUGUUUAAAACAUGACUACAAGGAUGUGGGACAAUAUGGAACAUAACACACAACUUUUCAACUAACCUAAACUGAAUUAAUCUUGUUCAACACAGAUACAGUAGUAGAUGAAUCCUGGUGGGAAUGGGAGAUGCACAAAUCCUAUUGCACAGUCAAGUGCUUUCUGUUCAUAUAGAUGCAUAUCCUUAUCAAAAUAGAUGAUGCAACUCCCGAAGAUUAUGUUUAUACAUAUCCUUAUUUGCUAGAGAAUGUAAUACCAAGGAGGAGGGAGUAAGGUGCCAAAUAUUACAUUAGCAAGCAGGAGGGAUUCCCUGCAAGACCAAAAGCUUAGUUUCAAUGUAAGGGGUAUACGUAGUUCCGAAAUGGAUGUGCUGCAGCUCUUAGGAUCACCUGAGCAACACUGUAUCCCCUGCUGCUAGUGUAAAGGACUAGCAUGCCUCAACCUGUUAAGUCUUUUAGGAAUAAGCAUAGCCCUAACUCCAGCCCUUGCUAUGGAAGACAAUACCAUCAGUAAAAACUGAAAAGGGGGGGGGAUAUGGAAAUAUGGAAAGGGAAACAGAACCAAUAUGGUCUGCUUAACCACCUGCAAAGGACCAUGCCUCAUCUACGGCAGUGCAAGCUAUUCCUUGAGCUGUCUUAAGAAAACCAUAGGGCUGGAGUGGCAGCCCAUCAAAAUUCCAUUUAGGAAAUUUUAUUUGCAAAUGCAUGGUGAAAAUAGCCUUUCCUCACUGCUCCCCAAAACCUUAUGUAGACUUAAUGGGGUGUUUUCACUUUUCCCCCUCCAAGGGUAAGUACCUAGGUGACCUGAAACUCUUUUGUUUACAGCCAAAAGAAAUAUUAAUAUAGGUGCAUGAAUUUAAAGCUUUUACUAUUUCAUACCUAUUGAUUCAGCUGGCUACCAUAUUAACCUCAUCCAUGCAAAGUAAUUCAUUCAUUCAGUAAUUCUUCAUUUAGUGGUCUAAGUUACAGAUGUUUUGUUUGGAAAAAGACUUGGGGUGGAGUUGGUAAAAAAUAACACAUGUAAAGUAUCUUGGGUACUAGAAAUUCGAUAAUGCAUAAUUAGUAAAGAAAAAUCCCUUCCUCUUCCAACAGCCUGGAACUGGAACUCACCAUAAUGAAACUGACCUGCUCUUGCUUUCUUUCAUUUAAAGGAAAGCAUUAUGUGGACAGGUGUGACCCAGCACUUUCUUAGAGUGAUGCAGCUUAUACUGAUUCACACUGUGUAUACAUUAUGUAAGAAAACUCACCCAAUAAGGAAUCUCUUUGCUUUUGACAAAUAUUAGCUCUGUAUGAGUUACCCUAUCUACUGUCUCUUCUUUUUUCUUUCUCUAUUGCCACUGAUACAGUAUAUGGAAAGCAAAACACAAAGUUCAUCUGUAACUCUGAUCUGGAAUGUUCUCAAGAAUUAAAGUAAAUAGUGUUAUACAGCAGUGGGUCCAGUGGUAUUUCCAAUUCAGGAAAAAUAAAAAAAUCAGAAUUCGUGCUUUAAGAUGUAGAAGUAGAUUCUCAUAGCUGCUUGAAAAUUGUAAAUAACCGUAAUGCUGCUUUAACUUAACACGUUUGAGGGUAGAUACACAUGAUUAUCUUUUUAUGAGGGUGGUUUUUAAUCACCAUGGAUGGGUCUCUCAAUUUAGCCAUUGUAGACAGAAGCUACACACCACCACCCAAAGCCUCUCACUGGUGGUUAGUGUUAUGCAAGGUAGCUUUGGCUCAGCUACUGUUCUGACCAGGUCACUUGCUCCCAGUUUUCUGUUCCUCAGGCAUUAUGGCAAGAGAAUAGAAUGUUAAUGUAAAACUCAAAACACAAAACCUAUAGUUGGCAUUAUUCCCUCCAUGUGUUGAUUUAACUUUGCUUUAUAAGUUGCAACUUCACAAAUACCAAAAGGGUAAUGUAGGCAACAAAAACAUUUGACAAAACUUAACCUGGACAUUAUGCUGUAAUCUUUUAUUUUAACUGUAUCUUGUAUUUAUAUUUUCAGUAUUUAUGAUGAAUGACAUGUAAUUUGAUGUAUUUAUUGUGGCUUAUUUCUGCAAUGUAUAUAUUACAAAAUAAGCAUUUAUAAGUCUUAAAAUUAGGUUAUUUUUUUUCUUAGUGGCACUCGUAUUAUGCUGUAUUUUUACUAUAUAUUGUACAAUAUAUAUUUAUUGUCUAUUUGUUUGCAACAAAGUAAAUCAGGUUUCUACGUUACAUCUAUUGCUGCCUCUUUUGUACUGGGGAAGGGGUAUCUUAAUCGUUUACAGUUUAAUACUGUUUGUAUUUCUUUUCAUGCUACAGAAGAUAAAAUUUUGAGAAAACAAUUAUUACAACAGUAAACAACAAGUAACUUGUCCUGAUAAAAUUACAAACUAUUCAUGCGUUCAUUCUUCUCUGCCUGGGAGUUACUACUUUGGAAAUCUGCAAAACUAAUGAGCAUGUAUCCAGAUGCACCCAUUCAAAAGGCCACAUAGUACUUUUAUCCUGAGUGGUACAAACCCAGCAUUACGGGUAGGUCAACCUGCCUUGUAUAGUUUACCAUCUUGGUUUUCCUAAAAUCCCUAUCGCCUACUGGUACAUUUUAAAAUUUCCAAAGCAAGAGUAUAUUAUUCAAGAUCUCUUAACUGUAGAGCUUAACUUAUCCAUGACAGGGAAUUCUGAAAACAAGCAAAGUGUCUUUCCUGGAUCAGAUCAAGUCCAAAAUAGUUCAAAUUCUUCUGCAAGAGUCCUAGCAAUCAGCAGGCACUGGUGGGCCACAAUGAAUCGACUAAUUUACCGGUAACCUUUGUUGUGUUCCACGUGACAUUGGGGAAGGGCUUUGAGGCGCUAAACAUGAUUCUUCCCAGCCCUGCAAUUCCUACUUUUUUUUUCCUUUCAGAAAUAAACUAUUUUUUUACCAUGGGACUUUCAAUAUGACUUCUGUCCCAGUAAAAGUUGCAUUCCCACUGGUAACCCAGUCAACUACACUUUGCUGCUCCCCACCUCUUCAUUCCACUUUCCUCCACAUCACUCUCUUAAGCAUCUUCUGCUAGUCUUCCAACAGCAGAAUCAGCAACAGGAGAAGCCUGCAGUUUAAACAGUGGUGGUGGAAAAACAGUACCUUCCUGGGAGCAGGCUUGCUCUUAAGGUCACAGAGGUGUUGGCAAGGUCUAAGAGGAGAGCCCUAUUUUCAAGGGGUUGAGAGGAGCUGUAAUUUAAAAGAUACGGAGAUGCAAAGGACUAGGAUUUGGGAGUGGGGAUAGGGCUGAGAGAGAACUGGGGCAGGUUGCUUCUAUUUAUCACCACCCGCCCUUGGUGGGAUAACUUUAGAGUUAUAAGCCCAGUCAUGUGAAAUACCCUGCUAACAAGAGAUUCAGCAGGCGCCUUCUGUGCCAACUUUUAAACAGCUGCUAAAAACUUCUCUGUUCUGCCAGCCAAUUAAGUGUAUAUACAUCCCCACAAUGGCCCAGUGAUGUUUGUUUUUAAUUUCUUUUUUAUUUAACUGGGCUUUUUAACUUUUUAUGACUUUCUUGUUUGGUUUUAGGUUUUUAUCUUGUUGCAAACCACUGUGAUACAGCGAUAUACGAAUAUUUAAACAAACACACGUUCAAAGCAGCCAAUCACUGCUUUCAUGGGUAAAACUCUGUGCCAUCAGAAACACCACCACCCUUGUCAGCGGAAUUUGGUUAAUGUGGGUUUACACGGAGGAUUAGGAAGCCAUUUUUCUAGAUGCUAUUGGAAAUAGUUUUGCAACAGCAUCCUCUGCUGGUUAGUUUAUUGAACAAGCAUUCAAUAAAUAAGAAUUUCAAAAGCUUUGUUGGUUUGCUUGUUUUAAA